This is a messenger RNA of Malus domestica (apple), 481 nucleotides long. Lineage: Eukaryota; Viridiplantae; Streptophyta; Magnoliopsida; Rosales; Rosaceae. The record is from RefSeq and is a predicted model, not a curated record.
CUUCGUGGUUAGCUGCGACCAGGAGCAAAUGAAGGCUGCCAUAGGCACAUUGGAUGGCAUCAUCGACACAGUCUCAGCUGCGCAUCCCAUUGUGCCCUUACUUGGUCUUUUGAAGCCCCAUGGGAAGCUUAUUCUGGUGGGUGUACCAGAAAAGUCACUAGAUCUCCAUGUGUUUCCUUUAAUCAUGGGAAGAAAGUCUGUGGCCGGUAGUGGAAUCGGAGGCAUGAAGGAGACCCAGGAAAUGAUUGAUUUUGCAGCAAAACACAACAUAACGGCGGAGGUUGAAGUUAACUCAAUGGAUUACGUGAACACAGCAAUGGAGCGUCUUGCUAAGAAUGAUGUAAGAUGAUGCGAGAAAUAUAAGCACACUCAAAUUAAACCCUCUUUUUGACAAUUGUAGCAAAGUAUGUAAGUAGGGAUCGUUCUAAACCGGGGAUUAGGAGGGCUUGCUAAAACCUCUAAACUGACUCAAAAACAAAAA